AUGCGACACUGGGUAGCCUGCUGUCCUGGCUCAUCACUGACUCGGCCAAAAAGUAUGCCCGUCACUCACACCAGCUACCGGCUCUCUGGAGACCUAUUAAAACGUGUAUAUGUACCACGUCGUCGUGCACCGAGCAGCCUGCCAUACCUGCGCCGACUCUGGCCAGGAAGCAACCUAGCACAGCCCACAGCACAGCACAGCACAGAGCCCAGCCCACAGCACAGCACAGCACAGAGCCCAGCCCACAGCACAACACCCAGCCCACAGAACAGCCCAUCCCACAGCACAGCGCCCACAGCACAGUGCACAGCACAGCCCAGCCCACAGCACAGCACCCAUAGCACAGCGCCCAGCACAGCCCAGCCUACAGCACCCAGCCCACAAUACACCGCACAGCCAACAGCACAGCCCAGCCCAGCCCACAGCCCACAGCACAGCCCAGCCCACAGCACAGCCCACAGCACAGCACAGCCCAGCGCACACAGCACAGCACAGCACAGCCCAGCCCACAGCACAGCACAGACCACAGCACAGACCAGCCCAGCCCACAGCACAGACCAGCGCCCACAGCACAGACCAGCCCACAGCCCAGCCCAUAGCACACAGGCCAUAGCUUCCACAGCACAGCCCGGCCCACAGCCCAGCGCCCACAGCACAGCGCCCACAGCCAAGCCCAGCCCAGCUCAGCCCACAACACAGCCCAGCGCCCACAGCCCAGCACACGGCCCACAGCCAAGCCCAGCACACGGCCCACAGCCAAGCCCAGCACAGCCCAGCACAGCCCAGCCCACACACCCAAAUAAAAUCCAGGUUUGA
Messenger RNA from Gigantopelta aegis, 816 nucleotides. RefSeq names its product sialidase-like. Lineage: Eukaryota; Metazoa; Mollusca; Gastropoda; Neomphalida; Peltospiridae. The record is from RefSeq and is a predicted model, not a curated record. The transcript is spliced from 2 exons. The coding region runs from base 1 to 816 and encodes 271 amino acids.